CUGAACGUUCACAUAAUUGGUGGCAAUGCAUAUUUGCGGUCACGACCCCUUCGAUCCAGGGCCAUACCUGAAAAUGCCUCCUCACCUUCUUUGCCACUACCCCCUCGUCCUCUCGAAUGCGGCAUGCCUUCAUGACUACAACAAUGAUGAAUGCAGACGCUGGAAAGAGCCAUGCCAGGAUUCCUGACCAAGAUGACGAAGAGCAACAGCAUACACAACAGGAGAUCUUGCCAGACACUGCAGUCGGAAUCCUUCUACGAAUGCAAGAAGAGUUCAAGUGCCCAAUAUGGUAUGGUGCAAUGACUGCUGGACAUUGCCUCUCACAGUGCAAGGAAGCGCUAUGGUGGCCAAUGAUCUCCUGUAUUGGCACUGACAAUGAGCUGUCGUCAACUGCUAUCUCGUUAGCCUAGGUACAAUGGAUGAACCAAUGUCAACCGGGUGCAAUCAUACGUUUUGCCGUCAAUGUAUUCUUCAUGCGCUGGAUCGCAUGGAAGGAUGUCCUCUCUGCAAGGCUCGGGUGACCAAAAGAAGUUUGAACAAAGUCGGUCAUUUGGGACAAUUAAUCAACGCGUUCCUCCGACUGAGAGAGGCCUUCGAAGUCGAGAAUGGAUCAACAUUAUCGCAGGCACCCAGAAUCUAUGAGACCGAACCUAAAGCCAAUCUAACACAAUUGUUCCCGUAUCCUGAAAAGAUCGGGGGGUCUCUGAGCACCGAACCAAGGCCUCAGGAAGAGCAAUAUCCAAGUUCGUCACUCAGCAGACCUGAAGAUGCGGGUAAUGAUACAGAUUCAACAAUCGCGCCGGGCAACAAGUCGGAAGAUAGUAACGGUACACAGCCAAACGAUGAAGCUCUACCGCAGAAUCAGGCUAGCGAGUUUGACAUGGAUAUUGAUAGCUUUGAUGUGAAUCUCGACACCAUCCCGCAUUCGCAGGCCGCCUUACUCGCCGAGAAGAUGAUAUCUAUGAUAUAUCUUGUCACAUUGGACGAGACCAUAAUAAGACCUACAGCACCAAUACCAGAAGCGCCACGACCACAGAUUCGAUUACGCCAAAAGCAGGAAGACUCGCAACCUGAUUCUCGAAGAGUAAAGCAGGAGCAAGAUGACGACAAUGUUCGACUAACUCCCACACUUCAGGACCAACUAAACCCUGUGAUCCCAAAGCAGGAACCGGCAUCUACAACGGCAGACCCCGGUGCAAGCGCUGACACCUGUCCUCCAACUCAGAGCCCAUCGUCAAAAGAGACGAACGUCAUUCUAUGUGCGACUUUCAUGUCACCCUCAAAAAAGCAACAACUGGAGCAUGCGGCGAGGAUACUUAAGGCGAGAGCCAUUGAUGACUUGGUUACCCGACCAACGCAUAUUGUUAUGGAUUUGACGCUGGAACAAAGUGAAAGCGGCAGCGGACGGACCGUGAAAUACUUUUUGGGUGUGCUCCGCGGCUGUUGGGUCCUUCGAUAUGAAUGGAUUAAUGUCUCGAUGAGUGCAGGGUAUUGGGUGGAUGAAGUGCCGUACCAAAUUUAUGAUAACGAGUUUGAUGUCAAUGCUCCCAAGAAGUCGCGUAUCAGUCAGCAGCGAGGGGAACCUCCUCUGUUUACUGGGUGCGAGGUGCAGCUCUUUGGUAUUUUCAACAAACCCACAAAAGAAGAAGUCGAAUUGAUUAUCAGAACCGGUGGAGGAACUGUCGUCCCACAACUUUUUCUUCGCGAUACACGGUUUGCACGGUCAAUUGCGAGCCAUCACAAUUCUGCAGACACGGACGUAGUUGACGAAUCUACGCGGCAUCUUAUCUUGUAUGAUCAUACCAGCGAGGGUGUGAUGAGUCUAAAGAAGCUGAAGACAGAAGUACGAUCGAUGAAAGAGCUGGCACAGUCGUUGGGCAAAACUGUUCGGGUUGUGCAUUGCAAGAAUCUGUUUGACUCUAUUGCGAAGUAUGAUAUGAACCAGCUGGUGGACACGGAUCCUGCAUAACGUUGCAAUUCCCUAUCCUACGUCGUCA
This is a messenger RNA of Gamsiella multidivaricata, 1997 nucleotides long. RefSeq lists its product as uncharacterized. Gene Ontology annotation, cellular component: BRCA1-BARD1 complex; BRCA1-A complex; plasma membrane. Lineage: Eukaryota; Fungi; Mortierellomycota; Mortierellomycetes; Mortierellales; Mortierellaceae. The transcript is spliced from 6 exons. Gene Ontology annotation, biological process: negative regulation of fatty acid biosynthetic process; positive regulation of transcription by RNA polymerase II; double-strand break repair via homologous recombination. The coding region runs from base 416 to 1969 and encodes 517 amino acids. The record is from RefSeq and is a predicted model, not a curated record. Gene Ontology annotation, molecular function: ubiquitin-protein transferase activity.